CGGUGGCGGUAGCUGCCGGGACGGCUGCGGCUGGCGUCGAGGUGGUCGCGGCGACGCGGGCCAGGGAGUGAGUGGCGGCGGCCGGGCGGGCGGGCUGGGCGGCGGGCCCGAUGUGGCUGCAGCAGCGCCUGAAGGGGCUGCCAGGGCUGCUGUCGAGCAGCUGGGCCCGCCGCCUCCUCUGCCUGCUCGGCCUCCUGCUGCUGCUCCUCUGGUUCGGGAGCUCCGGAGCGCGGCGGGCGGCGGGCGGCCUGCGCUUGCCGUCCUGGGCCCACAGCGAGCCGGGCGCCGCCGAGCCGUCCGCCUGCCUGGAGGCGGCCACCCGUGCGUGGCGCGGCCUGCGUGAUCGCGGCGAGGCGGUGCCGCUGGGCCCCGGGGUGCCAGCCCUGGUGGCCAACGGCUUUCUGGCUCUGGACGCCGCCUACAACCGGCUGUGGGUGACGCCCGGGGAGCGGGAGCCUGCGGUGGCGCCGGACUUCGUGCCCUUCGUGCAGCUGCGCCCGCUGAAUGUGCUGGCUGAGGCUGGAGAGGCGGUGCUGCUGCUGCGGGAGGGCCUGCUGCGCCGAGUGCGCUGCCUGCAGCUGGGGACCCCGGGCUCGGGCCCUGCCUCUGGUGUCGCCGGGCCAGCUUCGGCCUCCGGGCUCUCCGCGGGGUCGGGCCGUGACUGCGUGCUACUGCAGGAGGACUUCCUAGCGCACCGAGGCCGACCCCAUGUCUAUCUGCAGCGCAUCCAGCUCAACAAUCCCACGGAGCGCGUGGCUGCGUUGCAGACUGUGGGGCCCACCGCGGGCCCAAUACCCAAGUCCUUCACCAGCACUCUGGAGAAGGUCGGAGAUCAUCAGUUUCUCCUCUACUCGGGCCGGUCCACACCCCUUCCAUCGGGGCUGGUGCACCUGGUAGUGGUGGCCUCUAAGAAGUUAGUGAACCGGCUCCAGGUGGCUCCCAAGACACAGCUGGAUGAGACGGUGCUGUGGGUGGUGCAUGUCUCUGGUCCCAUCCACCCCCAGGUGCUCAAAAGCAAAGGAGCCAAGGAGCUCAAGGCGCUGCAGGACUUGGCAAGGAAGGAAAUGCUGGAGCUGUUAGAGAUGCCCGCCUCGGAGCUGCUUCAGGAUCACCAGCACCUCUGGGCCCAGCUGUUCAGCCCAGGUGUGGAGAUGAAGAAGAUUACAGAUGCCCACACGCCGUCUGGCCUGACCGUGAACCUGACGCUGUACUACAUGCUCUCCUGCUCUCCAGCCCCGCUGCUCAGCCCUUCUCUGAGCCACAGGGAGCGAGACCAAAUGGAAGCCACACUCAACUAUGAAGACCACUGUUUCAGUGGCCAUGCCACCAUGCAUGCCGAGAACCUGUGGCCAGGCCAGCUCUCCUCGGUGCAGCAGAUCCUGCAGCUGGCUGACCUGUGGAAGCUGACCCUCCAGAAGCGAGGCUGCAAGGGGCUGGUGAAGGUUGGCGCUCCAGGUAUCUUGCAAGGCAUGGUGCUCAGCUUCGGCGGGCUACAGUUCACAGAAAACCACCUGCAGUUCCAGGCCGACCCUGAGGUGCUCCACAACAGCUAUGCGCUGCAUGGAAUACGCUACAAGAAUGACCACAUCAACCUGGCUGUGCUGGUGGAUGCAGAGGGCAAACCCUACCUGCACGUGUCCGUAGAGUCCCGAGGCCAGCCUGUCAAGAUCUAUGCCUGUGAGGCAGGCUGCCUCCAGGACCCUGUGGAACUGACCUCAGAGCCUGGGGGCCACACCUUCUCUGUCAUGGUGACACAGCCCAUCACACCACUGCUGUACAUCUCCACCGACCUCACACACUUGCAGGAUCUGCGGCACACACUGCACCUCAAGGCCAUCCUGGCCCACGAUGAGCACAUGGCCCAGCAGGAUCCCGGUCUGCCCUUCCUCUUCUGGUUCAGUGUGACCUCCCUCAUCACCCUCUUCCACCUCUUCCUCUUUAAACUCAUCUAUAAUGAAUACUGUGGGCCUGGAGCCAAGCCCCUCUUCAGGAGCAAGGAAGAUCCCAGUGUCUGAGUGAACCUCGAGUCCCGCUCUCGGCCACCGUUUGCACAAGACACCCAGCACUGAGCAUCCUGCUGCUGCAUGAACAGGGAGCCUUUGGAAGCACCAACCCUUUGUGCCUUGUGGGGGACAGUGACUCAGAAGCGCUUGUGGGUACAAGAGUUUGCACUGGAGGGAAAGAGGGCCGAGGACUCGUGUAAGUUUCCCAGUCAAUAAAACAAACCCGUAGGGAGAAUACUUGAAGUUGAGCGCACUCCUCCCACUUCCCCCCCGUCUUCUAUCCCAGGAAAGAGAUCCUCUUUAAAAGACUUGUUGAGGAAAAAUUGUGUUCUUUUCCUAAUUUAAUGUGUUCUUUCUUGAAUGGAUUUCUAAUUUAUUUUUGUUGAAGUUUUGCUGGGUGGCUUUUCAUCCACCUUAGAUCAGGACUGUUGAUGGCAACAACCGAUCCCUGCCACUCCUUGGCACCCGGGGCCCCAGUCUGGAGGCUGGGCCUGAGCUCCAGGCGGCCACCCUGCCUGGGCAGGUGUGGUUCCCCUGGCCUACAGCCGGUUUGCACAUUGCCUCCUUCUCACCUUGAGCCAGCGGGAUCUGUCCUUUUGUACUUUGGGUCCCUGGGAAAGGUGUUUAACUUUCUAGUGAUGGAUGGUUGUGGGCUUUUGAAAUACCAAAGCUUUUUUGUUUUUUUUUAAAUAAAUAUCUUUCAAACUUC
Molecule: messenger RNA, 2712 nt
Organism: Peromyscus californicus insignis
Lineage: Eukaryota; Metazoa; Chordata; Mammalia; Rodentia; Cricetidae
Product: KIAA2013 ortholog
Exons: 3
Coding region: 111-2015 (634 amino acids)
Source: RefSeq, a predicted model, not a curated record